AUUAUUUUUUUUUUACAAAAGGAAAUGUCCAAUUGAUUGAUUGUGUACCUGCUUCGACUUUCUCCGGUUUUCCAAGUUUUUCUGAAACUGUAUUGGCACAAAUCUGCCACGAACUAACUGUAAUAGAAUCACAUAAAGUGUGUUUCGUGAAUUCUUCAAACUCCUGUAUAAAGUUCCUGUCGAUUACCCCUCCUAAUUCCCGUUAUCCCUAAGUAUAUUUUCUGCCACGUUCUGCUGGUGUUCUUGAGGAUGUGAAAUGUUUUUGUAACAUCUUACAAUAACAGAGAAAGAAGCAACCAUGUCAAGCAUGUCAGACAGAAAGGCGGAGCUGGAGCGCAAGAAGGCCAAGCUCCAGGCUCUCCGCGAAGAGAAGGAUCGCCGUCGGAGGGAAAAAGAACAGAAAGAUGCAGAAGAGGCCUUGCAAAGAGCUUCAGCCGCAUCCAGCCUGGACAGCCGCCGCGACCUGGACGAGAUGCUGUCCUCGCUGGGAGUGGCUCCGGUGAAGGACGUGCUGUCGUCACUGUCCUCCAUGACGUCACUGACGCCGCCGCAGACCGCGUCGCCCGAUGCCAGCUUGCCGCACACCGAUAAUGGCUCCAGUCAAGGACGUGCUAAGCCCAACCUGUUGCAAGUCGUGUCUGUCCAGUCCACGGACAUUCCUCCUAAAGAGAAUGUCACGUACGCCAAGCAGACUCAGACCACUGCCUCCGGUGUCACCGAGCUCAGAGAUGGAUACAUGGAGGACUGGUGGCGGCCGCGCAAAGCACACGCAACCGACUACUACGAUGAGUACAAUCUAAACCCGGGUUUAGAGUGGGAGGACGAGUUCACAGGCGACGACGAGGAGGCGGCGUUCCACGGCAAACUGCCGCCCGGCAUCCUGCCGCACGGCCUGCCCACCGUCAAGGAGGUGCAGCCAGCUGUUACCGCCGCGCCGGUGGAGAAAAAAGAAGAGGAGAAGGAGAAAAAAGUGCGCGAGCUGAGCGUGGAUGAGAAGCAGACGAUCAUGCUGUCAGCGGAAUUCCAGCGGUUCAUCAGCCGCGCCGGCCGCGUCAUCGAGCGCGCGCUGGCCGAGUCCGUCGACAUCUACACCGACUACACCGGCGGCGGCGACGCCGAGAACGCGCUGGACGACAAGUCCGACGCCCGCCUAUCCCUCGUCCGCACAUUCUACGACGAGCGCUGGUCUCGCGGACGUUGCGUCACGUGCCUGGACUGGUCGGCGGCUCAUCCCGAACUCAUGCUGGCGUCCUACCACAACAGCGACGACGCGCCGCACGACCCCGACGGCGUGUGCCUCGUGUGGAACACCAAGUUCAAGAAGAACACGCCCGAGGACAUCUUCCACUGCCAGUCGCCCGUCAUGAGCGCCACCUUCGCUAGGUUCCACCCGAACCUGAUCCUGGGCGGCACGUACUCGGGGCAGAUCGUGCUGUGGGACAACCGCGUGCAGAAACGCACGCCUGUACAGCGCACGCCGCUCUCCUCGCUCGCGCACACGCACCCAGUAUACUGCCUCUCAGUGGUAGGCAGCCAGAACGCGCACAACCUCAUCUCGGUGUCCACCGACGGCCGCAUGUGCACUUGGUCGCUGGACAUGCUGUCCGCGCCGCAAGAGACGCUGGAGCUACAGCACCGCCAGAGCAAGGCCGUGGCCGUCACCUGCAUGGGCUUCCCGCACGGGGACGUCAACAACUUCGUGCUGGGCAGCGAGGACGGGAAUAUGUACACCGGGAGCCUGUACGGCCAACGCGCAGGCGUGUCAGAAUGCAUCGAGGCCCACGCGGGCCCGGUGACGGCGCUGUCGUGGCACGCCGCGCCCGCCGCCGCCGACCUGGCGCACCUCUACCUCACCGCGUCCGUCGACUGGAGCGUCAAGCUGUGGAGCUCCAAGGAGAACAAGGCGCUGUACUCGUUCGAGGACUCCGGCGACUACGUGUCGGACGUGCGCUGGUCGCCCGCGCACCCGGCGCUGUUCGCCGCCGUGGACGCGGCCGGCCGCCUCGACCUGUGGAACCUCAACCGCGACACCGAGGUGCCGAUCGCGUCGAUCCAAGCAGAAGGCGGCGUAGCGUUCAACCGCGUGUCGUGGACGCCGGCCGGCACGCACGUCACCGCCGGCGACGACGCCGGCAAGAUAUGGGUCUACGAGCUGGCUGAGCACGUAGCCCAACCGCGGCACGACGAGUGGACCAAGUUCGUGUACACGUUACAAGAGCUACGCAACAACCAGGCGGACGAGGAGAGCGACCGCCUCAGCCUGGCCGCCUCCGGCCCGCCGUCGCUCACGUCGCUCACAUCGCUCGCCAGCAACCCGCUGCGGUAGGCGGGCCCACUAGAGAUGACCGGCUAUCGAUAGUUUUGAUAACGAUAGAUUUUUGACUCCGAUAAUCGUUUAGUGGUGUAGAUGUCUGCACUAAACCAAAAUCGUAUAAAAUGGCACGGAUGUCCUACACUGAACCAAAAACGUAUAAAGUGGCAUACAUGUCCUAACCGUCCCACCCGUGACCCGUUGAAUGGGGGCGCCACCGUCAAUACCGGAUCGCUGGUUCCGAUUUUAACCACUGCUUUUUUUUGCCACUUGACGUUUCAGAAUCGUGCGACUAUAAUUAAUUACAUGUGUGUGUGUGCUUCAAAUUUGCACCAUUGAAGCCAUUAGACAAAAUAAUAAUAAUUAUUACUAUUGUACGUCAUAUUUUGCAUAGUUACACACUAUAUCGAUAUUGUUAGAAGCUAUCGAGCGGCAUCUCUACACGCAAAACUAUAUUAUUCCAAUUUGGUUCCUCAAUUGGAACCCUGCUGAGAACACUUUUUUACCAUGAAAAUGCUCUUUCUUACUUCACUUGCCAGUUAUUUUGGGCUGGAAAACCAAUAGUUAAACUUAUCAGAAUUGGUGACACCCCUAAGAAUAUCUCAUUAAAAUUAUAUUAUCAAUGUUACAGUGUAAAAAGGGUAGUAAGUGUUGGAUGAAAUUGAUCUCAAAAGAUCAUGUUAUGCUUGCUGAUUACAGCGAGGCAAGAAAGAUAAAAUAGGUGCCCUGAAAA
Messenger RNA from Ostrinia nubilalis (European corn borer), 3044 nucleotides. RefSeq names its product cytoplasmic dynein 1 intermediate chain (gene sw). Gene Ontology annotation, molecular function: dynein light chain binding; dynein heavy chain binding. The coding region runs from base 299 to 2326 and encodes 675 amino acids. Lineage: Eukaryota; Metazoa; Arthropoda; Insecta; Lepidoptera; Crambidae. The record is from RefSeq and is a predicted model, not a curated record. The transcript is spliced from 17 exons. Gene Ontology annotation, cellular component: cytoplasmic dynein complex. Gene Ontology annotation, biological process: transport along microtubule.